Messenger RNA from Nerophis ophidion (straightnose pipefish), 4248 nucleotides. RefSeq lists its product as uncharacterized. The transcript has 14 exons. The record is from RefSeq and is a predicted model, not a curated record. NCBI's taxonomy places the organism in Eukaryota, Metazoa, Chordata, Actinopteri, Syngnathiformes, Syngnathidae. Bases 16 to 2022 code for a protein of 668 amino acids. Gene Ontology annotation, biological process: regulation of glutamate receptor signaling pathway.
AUACAUUCAUUUCCCAUGAGACAAAAGUACUGUACACUUGCUGCAAAAAGUGAGCACCAACUGUGUUUUAAUUGCUCAAGAGCGAGUUUGUCCGGGAGCCGGGUUUUGACGUCAUACGGAAAUGGUAACUCACCUUGCAGGCCCGCGUCUGCUUUUGGCGCUCACUUGACAUCGAGGGAACGUCUUUUAAGAUCUUGGAAAAAGCUCAGUCGAAUUUGGGACAUGUUGCAGCCGACAACGAAGCAAGCGCUGAUCCUGCUGGUGGCCGCCUGCGUGGCCUCGGUUCUUCCGACAGCGCGGGGAACUUCGCACCUGAUGUUCGACGCCAGCCUUCCGGUCUCUGUAAACAGUACGGGCUGCGGAGAAUCCGUCCUGUGCCUGAGGACACCAGAUGGCUGUGUGCCUGAAAACGAUCCAUCAUGUCUGUUUGUGUCUUUGAACCCCACCUCAAUGGAGUCCGACAGCUUCGACCUGUUCGUCGGCCUCAGAGGAGUCUCCGCCGGAAACAUCGCCUUGGGACUCACCAAUGAUUCAUCUGAGGACAUCUCCCAGCUUUUUGUGUGUGGGAACGGCAAUAACAGCACGUUCUUCUUCGUCACACGAGACCGUGACAACGGAAAUGGAACUCUCACGCCGAAUGAGAGGAACGUGACAGAGAUUCGGGGUAGCGUAACUGACUCACUGAUCGAAUGUAACUUCGUCAUUCCAAACGUCAACACCACCAACAAGGGAGAGAUGAUGGACGGAACCACCGCCGUUGUCCUCCUGGGAAAUGGAACAGGCACCAAUUCAAGUAUGGUCAAUGACUUUAACAUCGUCAUGAACUUUGGCCGGGUGAAUCUCACCAGAGCCGACGGUACCAUCACUAUGGAGACUCUAGACAUCAACCGGGAAGGCUGUGGCAUGACAAAAAUAUGCGUGGAGUCUCCGGACGAGUGUGAUCCUCAAUCGGACCCCGCUUGUCUGUUUACGUCCGUGGCUCUCCAAAUGCCGGGCGCGGGGCCUGACUUCAACCUGUCCGUGGAACUCGACGGAAACGGAGGAUACAUCGGCAUGGGACUCACCGAGAAUUCAUCUGUGGGCAUAAGCACACUUUAUUUGUGUGGAAUAAACAUCAGCGAUUCAGACAAUUUCUUCUUCCUCACACUGGACAGAAACAACAGCGACGGGACUACUUCCCCAAGCACUGCGGAAGUAGACGACCUCAGAUAUGCGGUGAUGGGCACAUCCAUUCAAUGUUCUUUCACCGUCCCAAAUGCAAACAUGGCUCUCACCAGAGAGGGAACAGUCAGCACUGUGGGCUCCGUACUCCUGGGAAAUGGAACCGUGGCUGAAAACGGUUCCCUUAAUCCCUUUGGUGUCGUUGUGGAGCAACGGGUGAAUUUCACCACCCCGAACGUUACAACCCCGGACGUUACAACCCCGAUGUUGAACAUCAACCGAGAUGGCUGCGAUGAAACCAUUGUGUGCCUGGAGGAACCAGACAACUGCAACCCUGAAACUGACGAUGGCUGUCUCUUCGCGUCUAUCGACGUCACCAGUACUGAACCCAUCACCGCGACUGUCAGGCUCAGUGGAAACUCGUCUGGAUACAUAGCGAUGGGAGUCACCCCGAACAUCUCUGAGGGCACCACCUUGCUUUUUGCCUGUGGCCAAAACAUUUCGGGGAUGUUUUUCUUCAGAGUGGCGAACCUAAACAACACUGACGGGAGCAUCCUUGAAGACGACAGGGAGGUGGCAAAUAUUGGCACGGUGGAAGGCACAUCCAUCCAAUGCGAGUUUAACUUCACCAAUUUGGAGCCUAGACAGAUUUUGGAGACCGGCCUUACUACUGUCGUGCUGGGAAAUGGCCCGGUUAUUGGAAACGAUACUCUUGGACCUUUCAAUGAAUUGCCAAUGUUCCUUUUGGACUUUUCAAAUAGUCUCGGGACACCAGGGGGCAACGCUGGAACCACGAAGCAAGGCAACGCCAUGGUGAUCCUGCUGACUGUCCUAACAGUUUUGGGUCUGCUCUGUUUCUAACGAGACCGGAUUUGAGGAGGAAGAGCAGGCGGUCAUCGGUUCCAAUGAUGACACAUCACGUGUUCUAUUAAAAGUUUUUACUGUCUUCUAUGAUUACUUACUCAAACGUGUGUAGGUACUUGAGAGCAGCCGGGGCUCGGCUAAUUAUUUGCAUCGACAUUAUCAAAGUAAGCUCGUUUCGACAAAAGGGAACUUCAUGCCUCACGAGUUUGAACUGUUUGAGAAGAACCAAACGCAGGCGACAUUUAAUUUUGUGUUUAUUUGUUGCAUGUAGCAGCAGUGUAAAGUAUUUAUGGAUUUGUUGUGAUCUAGACUCAUUAUUAAAGAUGAAACUUUCAUUUUGUCUUUCAUGAUGUCGUUGCAUCACAAUAGUAAUGCUCAAAUCUUGUCCAUUUUUUUAGCAAAAAAAAUUAUUCAGAUUGACUUUUGGCAAUUGCAAAAAUCUAUCUGUGCAGUUGAAGAGACGAUAUAACUCUCAACUGGCUUAAGAACUGAACUAGAUGAAGUAGCCGUAGAGCCGGAAGCAUCUGACUUGACUCUUGAUUGGUCAACAGAAACUUUCAAUGGAAUGUUGGCCCUCUGCUACACUUCUUUCCCCUGUUAUGAUGGUGUCUAAAAGAACAAUUAGCGUAUAAUUAGCCCACUCCACCUCACAGAAGAAUGUUGUGUUGAAAGUUAACUGCAAAGUUAUUAGCCUUCGAAUGUACUCAUACCAGCGACGUGGGUAAUUACCGCAAAUAUUUGUAGAGGGCUGGGGCACAAAAUAAAAAAACCUGCACAACAGCUACAUAAUUGUUCAUCUAUUAUUGUUUCAUACUAAACUGAACUUUUCAUUGCAGAAUGCAUUCAAACUUAAGAAAACUCAGACAUUAAAUUGGAAGUGUACAAUAGAGAGUUGAGCAAAGUUAGCAUAGUUUUAGACUCUGAGAGGUCUGCCCACUCUAUAGGACGAUUUAUUGGUAUAGUGUAGUGAAAAACUGCACAAUGGACAAUCCUUAAAAGGGCACGAUUAUCCAAAACCAACUUUUCUUACCUAUUGGUACCUGUUUUUGUGUAUUUACGAUUUGCACAAGUGCCUAAAUUUUGCAAUCAAACCAUGCAGGCAUGGCGGAGAUAUUGAAAAAACAGAAUCUUGCCUUCCUUCAUACAUCCUCCAAACGAGUCGUUUGGAAUUUGCCCAAUAUGACAUCAAGGCAUAUUUCCAUAUAUGGUAACAUUUUACCCAAAGAGAUUUGCACGAGUCCGCCGUUGUAGUCAAUAAGUUCCUUCAUUUUUCUCUAUCUUAUUGUAGGGCAGACUGGCUCGUACAUGCACAUGCGUCUUCUGCUGUUGCGAUUUGUAAUAUAAAGUAGCGUAUAGUUCUAAUAGAUCGGUCAAUAGGCUCCAUAUGGAAGCAAUAAAAACUACAACAUGGCUGACGGGGAUUCAAACUGGAGGCACAUAAAUAAGACCACCCACAAAAGGGCGCAUCCUGAAGAGAGAGUUAGAAAGUGGCUUGAAGAUGGUCUGUAAAACAUAAUUUAUGAAACAUCUUGACCAAAGAACCACCAUUACAUGAUAUAUAUAGACCACAGAGAAGUGUUUUAAACGUAUAAACAAAUCAUAAUCUGGCCCUUUUAAGUUUCAUUUAAUACUUCCGUCUAUUGAUUUACAACUGUUUUAAUUGGUAACCAUUCUUUCUUAAGGGGGAACCAGGCUAGAGACCAGAGGGGACAGAGCCUUUUACGUUGCCGCCCCUAAGCUCUGGAACAGCCUUCCCCUCUACAUUUUGUGGGUUCUUCCGAGGAUGUUGUAGUCGUAAUGAUUUGUGCAGUCCUUUGAGACAUUUGUGAUUUGGGGCUAUAUAAAUAAACAUUGAUUGAUGAUUGAUACAUUAGGUCAGCCCAGAGCCUGGGUGUCUUUAAAACCUUUAAGAUCUACCUCUUCUCGCUGGCCUUUGACCUGAGCUGAGUCCGCCCACUAGGCCACACUUUCUAUUCCCCACACCGCCCCUUUCGCUUUUUUUUCCAAUUGGUCGCACUUUUAUUAUUUUGCGAUUUUGUACUUUUUAUUCGCCCCCUUUUACCAUAUUGCUUUUGCACUAUCUUGUUUAGCUUAUUCAUUGUUUAUGUUCUUUGUUUUUUUUUUUUUUUGCUCAAUCCUUUUUAACAUGUAAAGCACUUUGGUUCCAUUUAAAAAUUGUUGUAAAUGUGCUAUAUGAAUAAAGUUGCCCUGCCCAGAACUGCA